AUGGGUUUCGCGUCUCCCGAGUAUUUAUUCGAUGCUUCGUGGACUGCCCAUCGGCUAUCCCCUCUACACCACAGCAAGGACCAUCGGACCCUAAUCGGCAACGAGGAUGCUCUAAAAACAUUUGCGAAACGCUUGCAAGACGUCCUUGCCGGCGAUGUUUUGCGCGGCGUACAGGUGUCUUUGGGCACAACAGGUGCUGAUGACGCGCUAGCUAAAGCCGGGGCCUUGCUUGAAUGUCGCUGGGAACAUAUUCCGACGUUUUCACAUUGGAAAAACAACCCAGAAGAAGACGGUGAAGACACGUCAAUUGAACCAAAGGAUGUCCUGGGGGUCUUCGUAACCAUUGAGUACGAAAAUAUUGCCUACAGAGCAGUUCUUCUGGCUGGUCCAGAUGGCUAUACACCGGCAGUGACGGACAGGAGGCGGAAACAAUCUACUCAUCUGCCAUUGCUGUUGACACGAAUGCCAAAUAUGCUCAGGCAGACAUUCACUCAGUUUCUGUCAACCACUUUUGAUGCAUAUUGUUCUGUGUUACGUCUUCCAUCGAGUUUUCUUAGUGCAACACUGGAGGCGUAUAUCUCUUCGUUGACAUCAGAUGAAACCUCGGCUGCGACCUCCAAAGCGGUCCUUGAAGUUGCGUUGAAGGAAACGCAACUAACCCUAUCAUUUGGUCAGCCCAUUUCUCCAGCGCUAAAAUCACUCGAUAUAUCCCUCCCACGGGAGACAAUGUCAGCGUUUGCUCUUCGCGGCGCCAACAAUGAGACUUCAACAUUCUCUACAUCCUUGUCCCAAUACCUUCAAAAACACCUGGCCAUGAAUGUGAACCUCAACAAUAUCCCCGAUUCAAAUGACAAAUUAGCGACGAAUAAACACGUCUGGCUGAGCAAGGUUGCUAACGGAGCGUUUGUCCUCAGUACUGAAGGCAGAUUCAAGCUUGUCGACACGUCUAGCCGUCAUAAAGAUGACUCGGAUGAGCAGGCUCGACUUCGAGAGAAGAUGGUAACAGCCAGCCAGCAAAUUAUUCGUUCGCUAGUACAGCGGGCUAUUGGCGAUGAUAUGGCCACUUGA
Molecule: messenger RNA, 1068 nt
Organism: Talaromyces rugulosus
Lineage: Eukaryota; Fungi; Ascomycota; Eurotiomycetes; Eurotiales; Trichocomaceae
Exons: 1
Coding region: 1-1068 (355 amino acids)
Source: RefSeq, a predicted model, not a curated record